GCGUGGUUUUGUUCACUGUUUUCAUAUAUGAGACUGUUGUUUGUUGUUCUGGAUAUUUUACGGAUUUAAUCAAGAUAUACGAACUUUAUCGUUAAAAUUGUACCAAGAAGCUAGUCACGAGAGCUAAUUUAAGCAUCGGGUGAUUAAAUCGCGUUAUUUAAAGGGACGCUUAUCUUGUUCCGUAGGUUAAUUUGUUCUAGGUCAAUAGGGGGAUGCUGCGAUCGGUGUCUUGGAGCUCGACACAAUCGCUGAAUUUAAUGUGUUUAUUCCAAAUAAGAAGCUUUAUGAUAGGAGAAAGCGCCUGCAGGAUAUGUCAGUCUCGACCGAAUCAUUAUAAAAGAUACUGAAUUUAACUUGCAUAGUUAGUAUAUUUUAUCAGCGUCCUGUUCCGCGUAUUUUAGCUUGUAUUGUGUUCAUAGUUGCACAACAAAUCUUCAAACUGAACCGUCUUGGACCGAUUCUGCUGAUCUCUUUACUGUCCAUUUGCAUUAAUCGGUAUGAAGCUUUUGGAGAAUUCCUGUUUUGAGGCGUUAAGCUUUCAGCUGUGUGUUGAAACUGGAGAUGCUCGCAUCCUUGGCAGGAUAGAGAGUUACUCUUGUAAGAUGGCUGGGGAUGACAAACACAUGUUUAAGCAGUUCUGCCAGGAGGGGGAGCCACACGUACUGGAAGCUCUGUCACCCCCUCAAUCCAGCACCGCUCCAAGCCCUAAUUUAUUGGCAAAGAGCAGUGAGGAUGGAGAGAAUCCACUAAGUGAUAAGUGUUGCAGAAAGACUUUGUUUUACCUUAUCACCACCCUGAACGAGUCGUUCCGGCCUGAUUAUGACUUCAGUGCUGCCCGUGCCCAUGAGUUCAGCCGUGAGCCCAGCCUUAACUGGGUCGCUGACUCCGUUAACAGCAGCCUAUUUUCGGCUGUGGGGGAACAGUUCAACUCUUUGGGGCCAGAACUGUGGAGUGCAAUUGACCAAGAGAUAAACCUGCAAGGCUGUGACAUCUAUAGCUACAACCCAGACCUUGACUCCGACCCCUUUGGAGAGGAAGGCAGCCUGUGGUCCUUCAAUUACUUCUUUUACAACAAGAAACUUAAACGCAUUGUAUUCUUCACUUGCCGUUCAGUCAGUGUCCUCAGUAGUUAUGGUUGUGGUGGUCUUGACAAUGAGUUGGACAUGGAGCUGGAUGAUGAUGAAGAAGCAGAUGGCUUCACAGAAGACAGCUAUCCCCGAGCGCUGUGUGUCUAAAAGCUUUCUCAGGGAUGUUAACCUGACAUUCAGCCAAAUGGCCUCACCAUUACCUUUUCACUUUGAGUUCAUCUACCACUUGAGGAUAAAACUUGGAUUAUUUUUUGUUUUUGCAUUAUUGGCUUGGUCCAGUUGGGCUGACGAUGGGCAAUUUUUUUCUUCUUUUUUUUGUAAUUCAGAGCUUUUAUUCGCCCUUUUGAAAAGAUGACAGACUGUGAUGGAAAGGAUUUCCAAUAGAGCUGCUUGGACAUGAACUCAUAUGGGCAUGGGCUAAGACACACACCAAAUAAAACUUCACUGGAAACUAUGUUUUCAGCCCUCCUGUGAAAUGUCAUCAUAGCAGCUUAAUCAAACACCAGCAUUUUUGAAAGUUGAGGAAUUUUUUUCAACUCACAUUGGACUACAAAGACAUUAUUUCUGAGCCACCUUUGAUUUAUUGGAUCUUUUAAUGUUUUCAUUUUGUGUGUGUGUGUGUAAGUCUACUAUGUUAAAGCUUUUAUCAGUUUUUGGCAUACCGUUUCAUUUAAAACAACUUACAUUUCAUCAGGAUGUGUUAUCUGGGAAAUUGUCUUGUGUAAUUUCACAAACGUCAUGUUUAUCAGAGCCUAUUGCAUAAUUACUUUAAGCUUGAAUUAUAUAAGCUUUUUUUUAAAUAGCUUGUUUUAUUAAAGAUUGUACUUGCAAGCAGUUUUAAAGAUGAACAUUCUUAAUGUAUCUGAUUGACAUAAAAACGUGAUUGCUUUGUUAGUGUUUUGACAUGGAGAGAGACAUGGGAAUGGAAUCUGCUUUUGUAGCCAUUUUAGCAUUUAAAUGCUUUUACUGUGUCACAAUUGUAUGGAUGAUUUUGCAUCUGUGAUUUUUCGUUCAGGAAAAUAUAAUUUUUGCCUCGUUUAUCAAUUGUAUCGUUUCUUCACGUGUAUUUGAUAGGUAAUUACUUUUAUUAAAUUAAAACCUAUUUGACACUU
Molecule: messenger RNA, 2200 nt
Organism: Misgurnus anguillicaudatus (oriental weatherfish)
Lineage: Eukaryota; Metazoa; Chordata; Actinopteri; Cypriniformes; Cobitidae
Gene: maf1b
Product: MAF1 homolog, negative regulator of RNA polymerase III b
Biological process (GO): negative regulation of transcription by RNA polymerase III
Cellular component (GO): nucleus
Molecular function (GO): RNA polymerase III core binding
Source: RefSeq, a predicted model, not a curated record